This is a messenger RNA of Papaver somniferum (opium poppy), 1081 nucleotides long. Its product is annotated as heterogeneous nuclear ribonucleoprotein A3 homolog 2-like. The record is from RefSeq and is a predicted model, not a curated record. The coding region runs from base 151 to 585 and encodes 144 amino acids. The transcript has 2 exons. NCBI's taxonomy places the organism in Eukaryota, Viridiplantae, Streptophyta, Magnoliopsida, Ranunculales, Papaveraceae.
AAACGUAACGCGUCAAACUCUCCCUUCUCCACGAAUAAUACUUUUCUCACCUUUUAUUUUCUUCGAUUCCCCCAAUUUAUUACUCAAAAUCUCCGAUUUUUCUUCUGUUCACAAAGAAAGAUCAACCCUAGUUUCAAAUCUCACGGAGAAAUGGAGAUUUUAUCAAUCCCUGAUACUGUUAACGUCAUGUUCACCCCCACCUCACCACAAAAAAACCUAGGGUAUUCAAAAUACCUAAUCAAUCGCAGGAUUUCAUCAGGACUCUCACCGAUUGAUGCAAUCGCACCACCGAUCGUUAGGAGAAACUUGUAUAAAUCGGCACCUCGGACAUUAAUCAGAAAAAGAAGCCGAACUAGGAGAAGAUCUUUAACUGGUGGUGAUUCUGAUGACGGUGGUGACGAUGGUGCUGAAAAUGGGUUUUUUGGUGAUGAUGGUCCGUUUGGUGGGAGUGGAAGUGGCGGUGGCGGUGGCGGUGGCGGUGGCGGAAGAGGGUGGAGUUAUGGUGGUGGAUCGAAUUGGGAUGAUGAUGAAGACGAGGAACUGUUAGCGUCGGCUGAUCCAGCUUUUGAUUUUGUUUAUGAGUAAUUCUAGUCUUUCAUGAACUUUAGUUCUGCCUGCAAGAGGAAAAGAUUGUUUCUCCGCAUGCAUCUGUUAAAUCUGGGUGAAUGUACUUUUAGCAGAGGUAGGGAAUGCUGAAUUCAGAGUCUUUCUGUGGUUGUUGGGGUUAUCUAUUUCAACACAGGUGCAGUAUCAUCCAUCCGACCAGUGAUUGUUUAGAACAAGAAAUGUAUGCCAAUUUAGGCUCUUAUGUUAAUAUGUUCCUAUUGGUUUGGUUGUUUGUUGCAAGUCAAGUCAUGAAUAUGGAGUGUGGUCAUUAUCUAGGUUUAUAUUUAGUUGCCAAUUGACGCUCUUAGAGUUCUACCCCUGAUUUGAGUUGACAGAAUUGACAUGAGACUUCUCUAUACAAUUCUUGCAUUGCUCAAAAUUUUGCUUUCUCGGGUACAAUGAAAAUGUGGUAGUAUUUACUUCUCACAGGAGUGCACUUAAGGCGAUUAGUUGUUUUUGGCCUGUUAUAAGUUCC